AUGGAAGAGGCCAGAGCUGUCCUGAAGAAGAAAGAUGCCAUUCUUGAACACCCGUCUAUGCUUGCAGAAGCAAUUGAUUGCAUCCGAUAUCAUAACCCACAAACUGGACAUAACGAGGCAGAGGAGCUUUUAGUGGAGAGCUAUCAGGGUGCAAUCGAGUUUCUGUUUGAACUGGGGACUUGGCUCACCUACAUUGAUGAAGAUGCCCAAUCUACUCGUAACAUAAUUGAAUCAGUUGUCAAGGAAGCUAUUCUUCAAAACUAUGAUCGUUCCAAAGCCAUAACAUGUUUAACAGAUGAAGCUUCAGCCGACACCAUGGAGUGGCUUAGUCAAAUGGUCGAAUCUCCAACUUGGCGUCAAACCAUUUAUAACCUAGCUCAGCAUCCACGGAACGAAGAUUGUCCUUUUUUAUCACUAUCUAUGCCGUGUAUAGCUGUAAAAGAAAGUCUCAUUGGAGAACUCGUAUCUGUUCCUCUUGCAUGGAACACUCUAGGCAUUUUCUUGAAGUGCGUUAUCUACGUUUUACAGCCAUUACUAGCUGCCGGUGAUACAGUUAAAGAUCAGACAUUUAUGUACUCCAUUGCAUUUUUACAGCCAAAACGGAAUAAUGCUUCAUGUACCAAUUAUUCUAGUGUUUCGCAUUCAGAAAUGAGCAUGGUGAAUUCGGAAUCGCUUCCAUCUAUUGAUGACGUUAAGGGUUUUGUUUCCGCUGUCGAUAACGAACAUCAGCCAUACUCAUCGGAAGGAGAGUCUCACUUUUCUUUUGAUACUGCACAAGAUAUGUUAACCCACUUUUUGGAAAUGGGUUGUCAUAGUGAACAUGGAUAUUUACUCUUGCAAUCUAUCUUGCAGUGUUUGGCACGAAAAAUGAAGAGCCAUUGUGCUCAUCAUCUUAUUUGGCUUUUGGAAGCUGAAGCAAGUCGAAGGGGCCGUGACGUGAGUCGGUACACAACGUAUCUCUGUGGUGCCCGAGAUUAUCCUGAUAGCAUGGAUGCGAUGCGUAUCAUCCUUAAAGAACAGGAUUUAAUUCCGGAUGCAGUUUUGCUGCUUGAGGAAGCAUAUAAAGGAGAUGCCCCCCCACCAGUAGCUUUGUUACGACAACCCAUUUUCAUUGCACUUCUAGCAGAUGCAUUAUUUGCAAGUUCUGAUAGAUUGUUAACUGAACAGUUAGAGCAAUAUGCCUACCUUUACACCUAUGCUGCAGUGGUCGUUGAAGAGAUUGAACCUACUACUGAAAGACGUAUCUCAUGUAUACGUACUGAAGUUGAUGAAGCAAAACGUGAAGUUUUAGAAGCAAGUCGAAUUUGUAGACAAUGGAACAAUAUGUCUGGCAGUGGAAUUAGUUUACGUGCUUUCCGAGACCUUCCAUCGCUUUUGAGAUGUUUAUCGUGUCGACCUGUUUCACUUGGUGUAUUUCGUUUCGUUCGGGUCGUUUUUCAUACGAAACGCGUUGAUUUCGAAUUAAAUAUGGACACCAUGAAACCUUACUGUAUAGUAGUGAAUGAAUUGGCUGAGGUCAAUGAAUAUUUACGUCCAGCUCUCUUAGCAUUUAUCACAGAAUUACUGGCUUCUUCAGUUGAAGGAAUGGAAGACUUGAGUCAGUUAGAAUACAAACGAAUGUUGGUCGGAUUACUUGUUCAUUUACUAUCAUGUGGCCAUGUACUUCCUGUAAUAAACACAAUGCAUAGACUGUUUUUACGCAAUCGUGUUGAUGUUUCUAUUGUUCGCCAUUUUGUUACAGAAGUCCUAAAAGUGGCGGGACAACCUUAUGCAACGUUCUUCAUGAAUGCAUUACAUCCUCUGGUUGUCCAUCCAGAUAUCAGUGAUGGUUUGAAAGGGGGAAAGGACACAGAUUACGUGAAUGAAUUCCUCGAGUAUUAUGAAAAAGAAAACUCGCUAUCGCCAAGUUAUUAA
Molecule: messenger RNA, 1914 nt
Organism: Schistosoma margrebowiei
Lineage: Eukaryota; Metazoa; Platyhelminthes; Trematoda; Strigeidida; Schistosomatidae
Source: the annotation of a GenBank genome assembly